Molecule: messenger RNA, 3847 nt
Organism: Marchantia polymorpha subsp. ruderalis
Lineage: Eukaryota; Viridiplantae; Streptophyta; Marchantiopsida; Marchantiales; Marchantiaceae
Source: the annotation of a GenBank genome assembly
GGGGAUGGAGAGAGCCUGCAUGCCUCAGGUCGCCUCGUUUCGCUGAUGCCGGGCUUGUCAUUUGCUGUCCGUUUUCUCCGGCCGAUCUCUGAUAGAUACUUGAUAAAUUCACAGCUGCUUGGGGGAGAAUCAUGUCGAUGACCGGAGUCCCAGUACGCCUGUGUUUUUUUUGCGAGUGUGUUCCGUGACAACUCUUGCGUCCAGUCGCCUCCGUGCCCGCUCUCCGUCCUCCCGCCUGCUCCUGGUACUGUCACAUCCGCGGCCUGACACUCGACCACAGUUUGCUCCUUGAGAAAGCGGUUUCUUCCUCCGGCUGGAGGAAGUGUGUGCGUAGGCCACGACAGAGGCUGCAAAACGUGGUGAUGCGGCACAUUCUAUGCCGACUAGCGCACAUGCUAGUUUUAUUAGGCCAUCCAUCUGCUCGUAGGCGUCUUCGUUUCCUUGUUUCUUAAACCUUACGUCAAUUCUUCGGAAGUUUUCUGCUCCGAUGGAUCUUGAGCGUGGAGCGUACGGCGCAGGCCAGAAGUUCCAGGAUUUGCAGAAAACUUCCUACUUCGCGGUCUUGGGUUUGGCUUAUCAGAGUUUUGGUGUAGUGUAUGGAGAUCUCAGUACAUCUCCGCUCUACGUAUACAAGAGCGCUUUUUCCGGUGCUCUUCGAAAGUACGAGGAGGAAGCCGUGAUCUACGGGGUUCUGUCGUUCAUAUUUUGGACUUUGACUCUGGUGCCGUUGAUCAAAUAUGUUCUCAUUGUGUUGAGCGCGGACGACAACGGAGAAGGUUGUGCGAGAAAGCGAGUGCAGUUGAUUGUAAACUUUCCGCUGCUCGGAGUUAACUUACUUCAUCAUCAUCAUUCAUACCGUCUUUCCAGGUGGCACAUUUGCGCUUUACUCAUUGUUGUGUAGGCAUGCGAAAUUGAGCUUGCUACCCAACCAACAGUCUGUUGAUGAGGAGCUUUCGAAUUAUGGACCCGAGCAAUCAUUUGUUCACAGGCCCCGAGCGGCAGCAAUGCAGGCCUUACUCGAGAAGAACAAAGUCUUGCGUACCGGGCUCUUGAUCAUUGUUCUGCUAGGAACGUGCAUGGUUAUAGGGGACGGUGUGCUCACACCUUCCAUAUCAGUUUUAUCCGCAGUCAAUGGUCUCCAGAUUGCUGCUCCAGGAAUCCAUGACAAUUGGAUGGUGUUUCUCGCUUGCAUCAUCCUGGUGUGUUUGUUCUACUUACAACACUACGGAACCCAUAAGGUGGCAUUUAUGUUCGCUCCAAUCGUGAUUACCUGGCUCCUCUGUAUUAGCGGAAUAGGAGUUUACAAUGUCAUUCACCAUCAGCCGGGUGUUUUUAGAGCCCUUUCACCGUAUUACAUGUGGAAUUUUUUCAAAGUAUGCGGCAAGGAAGGUUGGGUCGCUUUAGGAGGCGUCGCACUCUGCAUUACGGGUACGGAGGCAAUGUUCGCAGACCUGGGUCAUUUUUCGCAGCUGUCGAUCAAGAUCGCUUUCACCGGUGUCGUGUACCCCUGCCUCAUUCUUUCGUACAUGGGCCAAGCGGCUUACUUAUCAAAGCAUCCCGAGCAUAUUGGAAGGACCUUCUACAUGUCCAUACCAAAGCCCGUUUACUGGCCUGUCCUGGUAGUUGCCACGCUUGCGGCAGUUGUCGGGAGUCAAGCUGUUAUUUCCGCAACUUUUUCCAUCAUCAAACAAUGCCAGUCCCUUGGAUGCUUUCCUCGCGUGAAGGUCGUUCAUACCUCCAACCACAUCCACGGUCAAAUCUAUAUUCCAGAGAUGAAUUGGCUUCUUCUCAUUCUGAGCCUUGCAGUGACAGUUGGAUUCAAAGAUACCACCCAAAUUGGGAAUGCUUACGGGAUCGCUGUUGUUUCUGUCAUGCUCGUAACGACCUUUUUGAUGUCUUUGGUGAUUGUCAUUGUAUGGAGAAAGCACAUCCUCGUCGCAGCUGCCUUUUUCCUUGUAUUCGGUUCUAUCGAGUUACUUUACAUCUCUUCCUCUUUCAUGAAGGUUCCACAAGGGGGUUGGGUUCCUCUAGUUCUGUCAGCCGUAUUUAUGCUCGUAAUGUACUGUUGGCACUACGGCACGACGAAGAAGUACGAAUUCGACAUCCAGAACAAAGUGUCAAUGAAGUGGAUUCUCACUUUGGGGCCCAGCUUGGGUAUUGUUCGUGUUCCUGGAAUGGGACUUAUCUACACGGAGCUUGUCACAGGAGUCCCAGCUAUUUUUACCCAUUUUGUUACAAAUCUUCCAGCCUUUCACAAAGUGCUCGUCUUUGUGUGCAUUAAAUCUGUGCCAGUACCUCACGUGGAAGUGGAGCAGCGGUACCUUGUCGGGCGAAUAGGCCCCAAGGAGUACCGGAUGUAUCGUUGUAUUGUGAGGUAUGGCUACAAGGACGUCCACGAAGAAGACCACAAUUUUGAGAAGAACUUGGUUGAUAGCAUUGCGCAAUUCAUUCAAUUUGAAGGCAGCGGAGACGUCUGGUUUCCAUCCAGCAGCGAGAACUCGGCUGCAGAGGCGGAAGACACACAUAGGACGUUCACAAGUUUUGCUGCUCAUCAUGGCAUCAAAGUACUGGCCUCUGAUUGCAGCGAUACUCAUAGUUCUGGAAGUGGUACCACAACCGUGAGGUCCUUCCAGGCCCUGCAGGACCAGGUAGAUGCUGCCGCGCGCGGAAGGAAGAAGGUUCUAUUAGCUUUGCAGGACUCUGCUGACGAGGAAGGUACUGAAUCUAUCGGAAGGAAGAGGUCUUUCUCGAACUUGGAGGAACCUGACGAUCAAGAGGAGACUGAUUCUCUCGGAAGAAAGAAGUCGUUUCAGAGCUCGCAGAGUACUGUCGACGGGGAAGGAACGGAUGCGCUGGGGAGGAAGAAAAAGGUCGUGAGGUUUGAUGUGAACCCUGAAGUUGAUCCCGUGGUAGGGGAAGAGUUGGCAGAACUGUACUCGGCCAGAGAAGCGGGAGUCGCUUAUGUGCUUGGCCACUCAUACGUGAAGGCGAAGAAUGCGUCAUCUUGGUUCAAAAGGUUUGCCAUUGACUAUGCCUACAACUUUCUUAGGACAAAUUGUCGAGGUCCCGGAAUCGACCUCAGCAUACCUCAUCUUUGCCUCAUAGAGGUCGGCAUGAUUUAUUACGUUUGAGUCCUUUCUCACCCGUCUGUAGAGAAACCAUUAUUGAAACCUUGCGGGAGUUACGUCGUAGAAUAACAAUCAUGUCAUGAGCUGACAAACUAACCGGAUUUCAAUGCUCAAAAGCUACAACUGUAUAUUGCGCUGGUCAGAAAGCGCUAAACGUCAAAAUUUGAACAUAUAGACUACUGACCAGAAGAUACAUCGUCGAAGUCAGAACGAGUCUACGAGAGUAGAUAAAACUAGUGGAUCAGAACAAACAGAGCGUGAUUCGUAAAUCCACACAGAUCAGCUGAAGUUUUCACAAUACGGAACUGAAGGGCAGAGACCCAAACGGCAGACCUAGGUUUGUAAUCCGCGAGGAUGAGUUAGAAGAAUCAACGUCCAGAUUGGAAGAUUUUGUACAGUGUAAAAUGACAAAAGAUUUUGACAUUUUGUACAUUGGUCGGUUACAGUAAGGGUUACUGCUGCUAGUGUAGAUAAUUGUCUACAUCAGCAUCUGUUAGAGAGCCGGUAUUAUGCAGUCGGAACGGAGAGUGAUGUUUCUCCAAUGCUGGCUCUGUGCCGACUAUUCACUUUUGAAGGAGACAGCGCAAAUUCAUGUACUCCGCGAAGUAAAGCAUAGCAAUGGGAACCAGGUUGUCCACAGGUGUGCUCAAAGGUUGAUUGUAGUUGCUUGCACAUUGGCCAAGCAUGAUUGCAGUUUUGGCUUUUGGACCGUGUUCCAG